Messenger RNA from Linum tenue, 1750 nucleotides. The record is from the annotation of a GenBank genome assembly. NCBI's taxonomy places the organism in Eukaryota, Viridiplantae, Streptophyta, Magnoliopsida, Malpighiales, Linaceae.
UUUUAAUUAGUUUUCUUAUCAAGCCACCUAAAUUUUGUUCACCAUGUGGAUUGUUGCUGUUUUGCUACUAGCUUUCUUCUCCUUCAUAUUCUUGUGGCGCUCAAUAGCAUUUAUAGCUAAGAACAAAAGUUCUUCCGCCAUCGAAUGGCCGGUGGUGGGCAUGCUUCCGGCCCUCCUUUGGAACGCAACCACCGAUCUCCACGGCUUCAUCACUCGACUCGUCAAAGAAAGCGGCGGCACCUUCCUGUUCAAAGGCCCCUGCUUCGCCAACCUGGACAUCGUCGUCACGAGCGAUCCGAUGAACGUCCACCACGUCUUCAGCAAGAACUUCGCCAACUACGGGAAGGGUGAAGAUUUCAGGGCCAUAUUUGAGGAGUUUCUUGGAGGAGGGAUCGUCAAUUCGGAUGGCGAGUCGUGGAAGAUACAACGGAAGAGGAUCCAUUCUUUCUUGAGCAAGGACGGCUUCAAAAACUACGUCAUGGCGACGCUUCAUCAGAAGAUGGAGGGCACCUUGUUCCGAGUCCUCGACGAUGUUUCUUCGUCAACGGGAGUUAGGGGUGAGGUGGACAUGCAAGACGUGGUGAGCAGGUUCAUGUUUGACUAUGUCUGCUUGUGGGUCUUGGGAUUCGAUCCAGGUUACCUGUGUGUGGAUGGGCGUUCAAAAACUUUCUCCUGUGGGAAAGCAUUCGAGGAAAUCGAGGAGGGGAUCAUAUACCGACAUAUAGUGCCCAAAGGUGUCUGGGAGUUCCAGAAAAGGUUUGAGAUUGGUUCGGAGAAGAAGAUAAGUCUAAGUACGAAGGUGUUGGAUGAGUUCUUAUACAAUGCCGUCAAGAUCAAGAAACAAGAGAUGGUGCACAAAGAGGAGCAAAGACAACAUCACGACAUCCUAACACAAUGGUUGUUGGCUGACCAUCAGAGUACAGACAAGUUUCUAAGAGACAUCGCGCUUACACUAAUUUCAGCUGGGAGGGACACCCUAUCUUCCACUCUGUCUUUGUUGCUAUGGUUGGUCGCGACCCACCCUGACGUUGAGGAAAAGAUUUUUGGGGAGAUCGAACGAGUAAUGAUAGUCAUGACUAGGAGUGCUAGAGGGACUUCGAGGUUUCUGAUCUGCAAGGAUGAUUUACAUGAGUUAGUGUACCUUCAUGCCGCCAUUUACGAGACAUUGAGGUUGUACCCACCAUUGCCAUUCGAGCACCGAUGCGCCACUGAAGCUGACGUGCUCCCUAGCGGCCACAAAGUUCAUAAGGGAAUGAGGAUGUUGUUCUCCAUGUACUCCAUGGGGAGGAUGGAAGAGACAUGGGGGAAAGAUUGCAUGGAUUUCAAGCCCGAAAGAUGGAUUUCAGACGAAGGAAACAUAAUUCAUGUUCCGUCGCAAAAGUUCAUGACUUUUCUGACAGGACCGAGGACUUGUUUGGGGAAGGCGAUGUCUUUCAUGCUACUUAAGUUCAUGGUUAGUUCAAUUCUUUGGAACUACAAAUUUGAAAUGGUAGAGGGUCACGUCGUGAAGCCAACACCAUCCAUGGUACUGUCAAUGAAAGAUGGCUUGAAGAUGAGAGUUUCCAAGAGAAAGGUAUAGUUUCUUGUGAACAAGAACAUGAUCUAGUGGUACUACCAAUUGAACAUGAAUGUCUCGGAUUCAAAUCUCUCUAGUAGCAGAUAAUAAUGAAAAUAAAUCUAUAUCACCCUUAUCUAAAAAAAGAGAGAUGUCAAUUUUCUUUUUAAUCAAUAUUUAUGGUCUUUAUUAAAU